Messenger RNA from Elaeis guineensis (African oil palm), 1102 nucleotides. RefSeq lists its product as uncharacterized. The record is from RefSeq and is a predicted model, not a curated record. Lineage: Eukaryota; Viridiplantae; Streptophyta; Magnoliopsida; Arecales; Arecaceae.
UGGUGCGGCUCACGGAUUGCUCUUGGGUUGGGCUCAGGGACGGCCCGUGCGAAGUUCCUGUGCUUGCAGCAUUGCCCUCUUCUCCUCUCUUGCCGACUUUCGGCGUCCCCUCCAGGCCAGUCGAGGGCGCGGCGGACUUCGCUCGGGGGGAACGAUCCAGGAUGCGGAGCAGAAAAUGGUGGAUGCGUCGCCGCCAAGGCGGAGGAAGAGAAGAGGACGGUGACGGAGAUGACCGAUUCUCCCUCCCCACCCGUGAUGAUUUCCAGCCCAUCGACACCCAAGAACAAGAGGAGAUGGUCCACUCUUUUGAGAGGAAGCACGUUCAGCAGAGUCUUAUUUGGAGGCGCAUUUUUGCCGGUUUUCUUGUUGGCUAUGCUGCGUUUUUGAUCUAUUCCCUCUUCCACCAAGCUUGGUUUCCCUGGGAACUGCGCUAUCAUGCUUACUUCAUGGAUGAGAUGCCCACAUGGAUGGUCAUAUUUGCAGACUGGGUUGCUGUGCUAGCUUGUUUUUUUACAGUCAAGGGGCUACUCCGUAGUUCAAGCUCAUAUAAACAGUGGAUGUGGUAUUCAUGCUAUACUGGCUCAUUCCUGGCCAUCUUUUGGCUGUAUUACAUGUGGAGGUUACCAAAAUUCCGGUGGGAUAUAAUUUGGCUUCCUUUUGGCCCUUUAAGUGGUGCUGGGAUCUGCCUCUAUGUAGACCAUCUGCUGAUGGAGUCAGUGGAAGAUAUUAGAAAGUUGCGCAGCUACAUGUAUAACUAUAAGGCCUUAUGAUUUACAUGUAUCCGUUUUUAGGUAGUCUUCCAGCAAAUUCCUUCUGUAUACAAGAAUUUGCUAUUGUAAAAAGGAGAAAAAUGAAAAAGGAGUAAGAAACCACGCAGGAAAGAGAGAGACAUGCAUCCACUUCUUAGCCAGUCCUCUUCCUGCAUUUGGUUUUCCUGAAACUUGGUUUCCGGAUGCCAUUUUAUAGUUCCAGAUAGCAGCUAUUACCUCUCUGCAUUACAGUGUGGCUGUUUAUGAGUUAAUGUGGAACAUGGUUCUCAUCCAUGAUGACCAAUUUGCAUACUUCAGAAGCCUAAUUCAGUUCAUCCAUUCCGGCAAAGCUC